Molecule: messenger RNA, 1605 nt
Organism: Symbiodinium pilosum
Lineage: Eukaryota; Dinophyceae; Suessiales; Symbiodiniaceae
Source: the annotation of a GenBank genome assembly
AUGGCAGCUGGUUUUUGGGAAGAGCUUUCUAUGUUGGGUGACGCAACGGAGAUGCCCAGCUACUCUUUCUUACGCGAGGCCACACGAUUGCAAGAGACCAAGCACCAGAAUGCCUUGAUGGAUCUCCUCAAAAAGUACAAGCUGACGGCUAACAUCCCCAUGACAAUGCUGGAUAUAGGGAAUGCGAAGCACCCUGUUUUGAAACCGAGCGACUUUAUAUCAGCAUUAUCUCGGGAGAGGAAAUUGGAACUGUUGUUGUGCAACCAUACAGGCAUCGACUACCAGGACUUUUGGCACCACUGGAGGCUUCUCCAGAGUGACCACCCUGUCUUUGUGCAUCACUCCAGACGAUUACGAUCUUGCAUUCCUGUUUGGCUUUUUGCUGAUGAGGGAACAUCAAUUAAGAAGAAAGCGAUCCUUGUGCUACAGUAUCAGCCAAUCCUUGGAUGGGGGAGCAAAAGAGCGGAGGAUGUCAAUAUGCGUGGCGUCAGCACAACCACCAGAUUCUUGUUUUCCGUCAUGUCUGGAAAAGUCUAUGCUGGCAAAAAGAAGAAGCAAGAACCAUUACAUGACCUUGUUUCUGCUUUUGCCACUGAAAUGGGUUCCUGCUUCAACACCCCAAUUGAUGUGCAAGGUGUGCCUUGGACAAAGAAGUUGUACUUGAUUUGCCUGGGCCUGAAGGGGGAUCUCGCGGCCCUCGUAAAACUGGGGAAGCUCAGCCGGAAUUACAUGAGAGAUACAGCUACAGGCAUUGGACCAGGAAUUUGUCACUUGUGCAAGGCGGGGCAGGAAGGGUGUGGGUGGGAUGAGACCGAUUUCCUGCCCAUGCAGCGCAUGAAGACAAAUGUGCCGACACCGUGGCUUCGAGAGCCAAGCCUCAUCAGCCUUAUUCCUGUGAGCCCUUCCAAAAAAGCUGAAUUCUUUCGAUUGGACGUCUUCCACAUUCUGCUGAAAGGAGUCUUUGGCGAUAUUUGUGCCAACGCAAUUGUGACCUGCUACGACUUCCAAAUGUUUGGCAAUUUGUCUUUGGAUGGCUUGCUUCAGCACAUCUUCGAAGACCUGUUGGGAAUCAAGCGUGCCAGCAACUACCCCAAAGCGAUUCUUAGUCAGUCGUGGUUCAAGGGUGCUGACACCAGCACAUUGUGCAUUUACUUGGAGUCCAUGUUGCGGGACAUGCUGCCCAUUGUGCCCGAAAGCCAUCGCGAGUAUGUGAAUCUGAUUGUGGCGGCGCUCAAGAAUGCAAAUCUUUUCAUGAGGACCCUGCUUCACAGUGGGCUUUUUCUUCUUGAAUCAGAGCGCAACACAGCGAUUGCGGCCGGAAGUAAAGUCAUGAGUUUCUUCAAGCGCCUGGCUGGCAUGGCCUACGUGAUGCAACUUACCAGAUGGAAACUUCAACCAAAGUACCACUACAUGGCAGAAGUAAUAUUUGCCAUGGAGUAUGAGAAACAGCAAGACUUGCCAUCCUUGAAUCCAUUGAGCACAGCCACUCAACUUGAUGAGGACUUUGUGGGAAGGGUUGCUGGUGCUUCGCGAACGGUAUCAUCCCGGGCAACACACGUCCGAACGAUUGAAAGAUUCCUUCUGGAAUUGCAGUUAAAGUGGUAG